Cavenderia fasciculata is the source of this 3267-nucleotide messenger RNA. RefSeq lists its product as uncharacterized. Gene Ontology annotation, molecular function: ATP binding; protein kinase activity; protein binding. Bases 1 to 3267 code for a protein of 1088 amino acids. The record is from RefSeq and is a predicted model, not a curated record. The transcript is spliced from 7 exons. Gene Ontology annotation, biological process: protein phosphorylation. Lineage: Eukaryota; Evosea; Eumycetozoa; Acytosteliales; Cavenderiaceae.
AUGAUAGAUCAAGUGAAAACUCUUUCAUCAUGGGCAGAUAGAAGAGGAGCAAAAGAUGAAGAAAGUAUACCAAACAACUUUCUAUUGUCGAUCAUGUAUUAUUAUCAAUUCAAUCGAUCGAUUACUGUAGAUAGAACAAAGGAGAUGAAUAUGGAGACAUCAGUCGAGAGGGAACAAAAGUGUAAAGAUUAUGCACUACUUGUUGAAUGGAAAAAGAAUAGAGAUACUCAAGAACCAAAACAUCCAUUCUACAAUGCAUCAAAUUGGGUUCGUCAAGAGACUCUAGAUGGUAGUUUGAAAACAAGACAUCCAUUAUACGAUAUGUUGGUCUACUUGGCCAAUCAAUAUCGUGUAGACUAUGAAAAGAAUCCAUCGGACGACACCAUUAAAUCACUCUAUGGAACCACUUGUUAUUGUUUGGGUGUGUUACACAAGUAUAGAUGGGGUGUUGAAGAAGACAAGAGCAAUACAUUAAAGUAUUUAAUGAUGGCUGCAGACGUUGGUGAAAUACAUGCUUGCUACUUGGUUGGCAUGGUCUACUACUUUGGAACUGCCGAUCCAUCACAAUCAAAGAUUAAAAUAGGUGAUUAUAAACCAACCAACUCUUCAAAGUACUUUAAAUACCAAGAGUAUGGAUACUCGGAUGAUAUUGGAUCCGACGCCAAGAUCUACCACGUCAUUGCUGAACAAAACUUUUUCGUUGCUCGUGACUACUUGUUCAAGGCUGCUCAAGCUGGAAUAAAACAAUCCAGAAACCUCAUUGGAAGAAUGCAUAUUAAUGGUGAAUCGUUUCCGCAAUGCGCGAAAAAAGCUAGAGAGUGGCAUUUCAAGGCAGACGAGUAUGGUAUAUUUGGAUAUUACAAGUUCUACUUUCAAGGUAGAUUUGUCAAGCAAAACUAUGACCUCAUCAUUGCAGAGAAUCGUCAAGACUCUCACGCCGUCAUACUCCUCAAAGCACUAUGUCUAGAUAGUCUUGGUAAAAAGGAAGAAGCUAAAAGGCAGGUUGCUCACGUCAACUUGGAUCUACCUGAAAUUCUCGAUCUAUUUCGUGAGACCUAUCUCCCAACCAUCCCCUUCAACUCUAUUAAAUUGGAUGGAUUUAUCAAUCAAGGAUGGCAUGGAGAGUUGCACAAGAUUAGAAUUGGUGAUAACUAUUAUGCCCUUAAAGUGGCAAAGGCUACAAAUGAUCCUACCACUGUCACCUCUUUUCAAAAGGAAGCUGAAAUCUCAAUGCUUCUCACUCAUCCAAAUGUAGUUCAAGUACACGGUUCAACAAUUAUGGGUGAUAACAAAGUAGGAAUCAUUAUGGAAUUUAUAGAAUCUAGUUUAAAGGAUAAAUUAUUUAAUAUAGAUCAUCAAGAAUGGCGUAAAUUAGUUAAAGAUGAUUUCAUUCAAAAAGAAAAAGAACAAUCACUUGUAGAUUCCAUUUUAUUCAAAAUUUUAAAACAAAUUAUUACUGGUAUGGAGUAUCUUCAUUCUCAAGAGAUUAUACAUCGUGACCUCAAAUCUGGUAAUAUUUUAAUUGAUUCUAAUAAUCAUAUUAAAAUUUGUGAUAUGGGUCUAUCAAUGGUUGAAAAUACAACUAAAACUGGUGUACAAGAACAAUAUGAUUUUGAAAGAAAAUUAAUAGACAAGUCUACAAAACUUGACCCAGAUAUAUUUAGAAACAAAGAGAUUGAUGUUAUAGCUUUUGGCAUAGUGAUUUAUGAUAUACUUAAAAGUCUUGAAAUAGAAACUGGUUAUUUCAGUGAACUUGCAGUUAAAUGUCAAACCCCUUAUUAUUUUAGUAAUCAUUUUGAAGAUCUAUUGUCCAUGUUUCAAGAUGACCAAGAGAAACAACAACAACAACAAGUCAAUACAAAACAAAUCAAAAAUAAUAACAACACAAUUGAAAGGGAAAAAGCCAAAGAGAUGGUAGAAAGAGAAAAGGGACGUAAUUAUACAAAGGCAGCAAUGUCUGCCUAUCAACUGGGAAUGAUGUCAUUUAGACAAAACAAGGUAUCGGAAGCUUUCCAAUACUUUAACAACCACUCUCUCUACUACUUUCCAUCGGCCCUUAUGGCAUCGUAUUGUUACUCUAGUGGAAAUGGAGUCAAUGUCAACCCAGAACAGGCAUUCAAAUGGUGUGAAAAGGCCUAUUUCGAAGGAUCAAGUAUCGAUUUGGAUAGUGACGAACACGAUGUCUAUGAUGCCAGCCAAUUACAAUUUCUCAAGAGUCAACUAGAGAGAGCCACCUUUGUAUUGGGACUUUACUAUUAUAAUGGAAAAGGCAUUAAAAAGGAUGAAAGCAAGGCAUUGGAACUGUUUAACAAGGUCAAACAUACUGCCGAAGCAUCUAGACUCUUAUUCAAAUACCAUUAUUCUAAAAACGAAAUGGAUAUUGCCAAUCAAUACUAUGACAGUUUUAUCAACUUGUUCAAACCUCAUUACAAAUCCUAUUAUCUAAAGUUGAUCGACAAACUCCGUGUCCCAAUCGAUCAAUUAACAACUCUUAGUGGUGGACUUUUAAAAGAUUAUGAUGCUCAUACUCUUUCACAACUCAACAGAAUCAACUAUAAUGGUUCUCAAUAUGAAUUUCAAUUCUUUAAAGUUGAACCAAAUAAUUUAAAUGUUGAGGCAAUGAUUUAUUUUGAUAUUCAAAAACAAAGUAAUACAGGACAUUUAGCAUUACAAAGAUUUUAUCAAUUUGCAUAUGAUCAAGAAUUGGGAUAUUUAGUUUAUUUAAAAGAAAUAAUGUUAUUACCAACUUUGGAACAAUUCCUUCAAACUACUACUAGUCCAUCACCCAAGAUUUGUUUAUCAAUUCUAAAGUCAUUGUCAAAUGCCAUGCAUAUUCUUCAAGAGGAUGAUAAUCUUGACAAACUAAUGAUCAUCUUGAAUCCAAGCAAUAUUUAUAUCAAACAAGUGGAAAAGGAUAAGGUCUAUGAUGUUGUUUUAAAGAAUGACUUUAUCUUGUCGAUUCAACUAAAUACUUUACCACAAUACAAUGAUUUUAAUGAUAUUGAUUCUUUUAGACCUCAAACAGUUGAAUCGUAUUUCCAUAUGGUAGAUUAUGUAAAGAAAUGUUGUCCACAACUAGAUCAUUCUAUUGACCAACUGAACGAAUCUUUUAACGGUAUGUCUCAAGACUUGUCCUUGACAUUCUCAAUGGUCACACAAUAUCUUGGAACUUUGAUCCAAAUUGCUUGUACAAAUACACUCAGAGAUAUAUUUAUAGAAUGUCUGUCAAAUCAAAGCUCUUUAUGGCCGCUUUCAAGAGAAAGUUAA